AUGGCGCACUUCGUGGACGCGCGCACGCGCGUGCUGCAGGAGGAGAGCACCAAGGCCGUGCUGUCCAACUGCAGCGACCCGAAGGCCGACCUGGCCGCGGAGCGGGCCCGCGCGACCUUCGACGUGGGGGAGCUGCUGCACUACCUGAACGGCGGGCGGGAGAAGGUGGAGCGCAAGGCGCAUUUUGCAGAGCUGAUAUCCAGAACGGAGUGGGGCAACAAGUCUGAGCGAUACUUCCAGACUCGGGAGGAGCAAUACGUUCACGGCCUCAAGGUCGCCUUUGGAAUAUGGGACUUCAUGAAGGAGAAACGGCUUGGAAUAUCCGAUGGGAGAGUUCUGAGGAGCUUGGUCAAUGCUCCUGGCGGGCUGGAGCUUCACAUUGGGAUGUUCAUCCCUUCCCUCAUAAGUCAUGCCAAUCCCGAACAACAGGCUAAGUGGCUGCCCAAGGCCCAGAGCCUGGAGAUAAUUGGCACAUACGCUCAAACUGAGCUGGGCCAUGGCACUUUUGUCCGCGGCCUCGAGACCACAGCUACGUACGAUUCUGACAGGCAGGAGUUCAUCGUGCAUUCUCCCACCCUCACAAGCACGAAGUGGUGGCCUGGCGGCCUUGGAAAGACGGCGACACACAUCAUAUUGAUGGCGCGGCUUUUCACCAAGGGGAAAGACUAUGGGCCGCAUGCCUUCAUCAUGCAGAUUCGGUCCCUUGAAGACCACAAGCCCCUCACAGGAAUCACCAUCGGUGACAUCGGACCGAAAUUCGGCUUCAAUGGAGUGGACAACGGAUUUCUCAGGCUGGAGUAUGUCCGGAUACCUCGGGAAGCCAUGUUGAUGAGGUUUGCAAAGAUCACACCAGAGGGUGACUACGUGCCACCUCCGCCAGCAAAUGCCAAGGCCUCAUAUGCCACCAUGAUGUACGUCAGGUCCACCAUAGUGCAGGACGCCGGGAAGUUCCUAUCCAUGGCUGUCACCAUCGCCACUCGCUACACAUCUGUCCGCAGGCAGACUACAUCGUCCAAGGGCCAGAGGGAGACGCAGGUCCUUGAUUACCAGAGCGUCGCAGGCAGCUUGCUCCCCCUGCUGGCCACGGCUUAUGCCCUGCACUUCACCGGGAAGGUCAUGAUGCAGAUGUACACGGACUUCGAGCGCAGCAGGGACCGCGGCGACUUCAGCAACCUGCCUGAGCUGCACGCCUUCUCUUCAGGUCUCAAGGCCAUGUGCACCACCAUCACAAGCGAAGGCAUCGAGAAGAGUCGCCUGCUGUGCGGAGGGCAUGGCUACAGCAGGCUGUCCGGCCUGCCAGAUAUGUACACAUCCUAUGUGCAGAAUUCGACGUGGGAGGGUGACAACAACGUCAUGUUCCUGCAAACCGGCCGCUACCUCAUCAAGUCGCUGCUGGGCGCCAUGACAGGGAAGACCUUGAGCGGGUAUGCCAAGUACCUCGAAAAUGCCCAGUUCGAAAUGAAGGAGAGGUGCAACGUGUCCACUGAAGUGCAAUGGCUGGACCCUGCGGCCCAGCUGGCGGCCUUCAGGAACAGGGCAGCUCGGCUGUGUGUGGAUGCGGCAGAGCAGCUGAAGCAGGAGUCCGGUGGCAACCCCGUGUUCGAGGGAGAGCCCUGGGACAACUCCAAUGUCAUCGUUAUCAAGCUGGCCGUCGCCCACAGCCAGUACGUCAUCUACAAGAACUUCAUGGACAGCCUGCAGGGUAUCAGGUCCCGCGGCGAGCUGCAGCCCAACACCGUGCGCGCCCUGGCCGACCUGCAGGGCCUCUUCGGCCUCACCGUCCUGGAGAGGGAGGUGGGCGACAUGCUGGAGUCCGGCUACCUGAGCGCCAGGCAGGUCAAGCUCCUGAGGGCGCAGCAGCGGGCGCUGGUGAAGGCCGUGCGGCCCAAUGCUGUGCCGCUGGUGGACGCUUUUGGCUUCCUGGACUACGAGCUGAGCAGCGCGCUGGGCCGGUCGGACGGCGACGUGUACAGGGGCCUGCUGGAGAUGGCCCAGGCGUCGCCGCUCAACCGCACUGAGGAGGGGCCCGGCUGGAAGGCGGUGCUUGAGGCCCAGAUGAAGAAGCCCGGGUCGCGGUCCAGGCUUUAG
Molecule: messenger RNA, 2088 nt
Organism: Ostreobium quekettii
Lineage: Eukaryota; Viridiplantae; Chlorophyta; Ulvophyceae; Bryopsidales; Ostreobiaceae
Source: the annotation of a GenBank genome assembly